This is a messenger RNA of Porites evermanni, 553 nucleotides long. The record is from the annotation of a GenBank genome assembly. Lineage: Eukaryota; Metazoa; Cnidaria; Anthozoa; Scleractinia; Poritidae.
CAGUUCGCGAAGCCCCCUCCAGUCUUUGACCCCUACAGGGCUUUGACAGGGCUCGAGUCGUUGGUUGACUUAGCCCGGGACAAUGCAGAUCAGGCAAAGGCUAGAUUUUCUCCACGCCAGGUUGUGACAUUUUUCAUGGACAAGUUUUCUAAGUUAUGUGCUUACUUGCGUCACCGAGUGUUUCUUCAUUCCAUACCCGUCUUAGAAAGAUAUAUCUGAAGCCGUCAUCUGGCAUUUUUCUGUCUCGACUUUUACUUAGAUAGCCUACCUCAUGAGUAUUGAUUUUCGAGAGGGGUUUCUCUUUCGUGCUACGGACCCUAAGGAUUGCGUGUCUCCAAAGCCCUUCGUGGACGCUACUGUAGCUUACCGUCUUCGCCUUCAUCCCAAGACGUUAAAUAUUGACGGCGGGGAAACCAUGCACAGUUUUAGGGGAGGUUGUUCUAUGAACCUGUCCCUUCUAGGUGCCUCUGAUGACCAAGUGGCUGGGGAAGUUUGUUGGAAAAGUUAUGGAUAUGGCGCUUCAAGCUUCUCUCCUUGCCCAAGGCUCUGUUAG